ACAAUCUCCCUACCGUAACAGUGUAAGAACAAGUUGAUGUCCGUAUAAAUUAAUCUAUGUAAAACCGGGUAUUAAUUACGAUCCCGAACAUCUAGAAGCAUUAGUAUGGUCAACUAGAACAAUGGGUUUCGUCGAUAUGGCCUGUUCGUUACCAUCGAUUAUGCGUACAACUUGUGUACAUACGUCUUUAAGUGCUUCGAAGCAUGUAUACACUAGAUUCACAGCCUAAGGUUGUCUUAUUGCAUACACUAAGUGGAAGUUAUUAGUGAGCUUUCUUAGCCGAAAUUCACUCUUGGUGGAACUGGACGUGGUAUUCAUUGCACAGAGAAUCACUUCCAUAAUGUAUCUCCAUGUCCAACAAUUGCUACGUUGAAAUAAAUCUAUGAUGGUUAUGCCGACCAUGAAACGCACACAUAUCUACGAAUUAAAUCUUUGGUAUGUACACACAAAAUACUACCACACAACAACAUGUAGUCAUUGAAACGCCAAAAAUCCAGAUUGUCAGCCGCAGUAUUUAAACCCUAAAGUAUAAAUUUACUUGGGGUGAAGUAUGUGUGAAUAAUUGACAUUGUCUUCCUUCACUCGAUUGUAUCGGCUAACUAGUUAUUAUGCGUCUACUGAUUCUUGAAGAUCCUGAAGAAGUUGCAGUAUGGGCUGCUAAAUACGUAAUGAAAAAGAUAACUGACUUCAGCCCAUCUGAAUCGAGAUACUUUGUUCUUGGUCUUCCAACCGGUUCAACUCCUUUGGGUAUGUACAAGCGGUUAAUUGAAUUUCAUCAUGAUGGCAAACUUAGUUUUCGGUAUGUGAAAACCUUCAAUAUGGACGAGUAUUUGGGAUUGUCUCACGAUCAUCCACAAUCUUACCAUUACUACAUGUAUCAUAAUUUUUUCAAACAUAUAGAUAUAGAUCCGAAAAAUGUGCAUAUACUCAAUGGAACAACUAAUGAUCCAGAGGCCGAAUGCGAAAUGUUUGAAAUGGAGAUAAAGAAAGCUGGAGGUAUUCACUUGUUUGUUGGUGGAAUAGGCCCGGAUGGUCAUAUCGCCUUUAACGAGCCAGGUUCUAGCUUAGUAUCUCGCACACGUGUCAAAACACUGGCAAAGGAGACUAUUGUAGCUAAUGCUAGAUUUUUUGGAGAUAACAUGUCUCAGGUUCCUGAGCGUUGCUUGACAGUGGGAGUUGGAACGGUAAUGGAUGCUAAUGAGGUUAUGAUUCUAGUCACUGGGACUUCUAAAGCAUUAGCAUUGCAGAAAGCAAUCGAAGAGGGAGUAAAUCAUAUGUGGACAGUAUCUGCUUUCCAGCAUCAUAAGAAAGCUAUAUUUGUUGUUGAUGAAGAUGCGACAAUGGAACUCCGCACAAAAACUGUUCGUUAUUUUAAAGACCUAGACAGUAUACAUCGCAAGCUAAAUGAAAUAUCAUUUUAGUUAUGUUUUGCUUACAGAUGUCCUAGUGAUUUUAAAUAAAACAUUGUAACAAUU
This is a messenger RNA of Schistosoma curassoni, 1475 nucleotides long. Lineage: Eukaryota; Metazoa; Platyhelminthes; Trematoda; Strigeidida; Schistosomatidae. The record is from the annotation of a GenBank genome assembly.